This is a messenger RNA of Anastrepha obliqua, 756 nucleotides long. It is a transcript of the gene Ssu72, whose product is annotated as RNA polymerase II subunit A C-terminal domain phosphatase SSU72. The record is from RefSeq and is a predicted model, not a curated record. Gene Ontology annotation, biological process: termination of RNA polymerase II transcription. Bases 127 to 714 code for a protein of 195 amino acids. Gene Ontology annotation, molecular function: RNA polymerase II CTD heptapeptide repeat phosphatase activity. The transcript is spliced from 3 exons. NCBI's taxonomy places the organism in Eukaryota, Metazoa, Arthropoda, Insecta, Diptera, Tephritidae. Gene Ontology annotation, cellular component: nucleus; mRNA cleavage and polyadenylation specificity factor complex.
GCUCGCCAACGCCGCCGGUGUUCUUGUCAUAACGCACUCUAGUUUCUGCAGAUUACUCUUUUUACCUGAAUAGGUAUUUUAUUUGGUCAUAAUUUAAACAAAGAAUUGUUAAAUAAACGCAACAAAAUGUCUAAUAAUUCCAAUUUAUCUGUCGCUGUGGUUUGUUCCUCAAACAUGAAUCGUUCAAUGGAGGCACACAAUUUUCUAGCGAAAAAGGGCUACAAUGUGCGCUCCUUUGGCACAGGUGAACGUGUAAAGCUCCCAGGCACAGCAAUUGACAAGCCUAAUAUUUAUGAAUUUGGUACGCCUUAUGACAUGAUCUACCAGGAUCUUCUUACAAAGGAUAAACAAUAUUAUACACAAAAUGGGCUUCUACAUAUGCUGGACCGCAAUCGGAGAAUUAAAAAGUGUCCAGAGCGUUUUCAGGAGUGCAAAGAACAAUUCGAUAUCAUUGUGACAGUGGAAGAGCGUGUUUACGAUCAAGUGCUCGAACACAUGGAAUCGUGUGAUCCUACCGAUAAUCGACCUGUGCACAUAUUCAACGUGGAUAUUGAGGACAAUCACGAAGAGGCGUUAAUGGGCGCUUUUCUCAUAACGGAUAUGAUAAAUAUGAUGGCUAAAUCGAAUGACCUGGACAAUGAUAUUGACGAGCUGCUGCAAGAAUUCGAAUCUCGGCGCAACAAAACUGUUCUGCAUUCGGUACUCUUUUACUGACAAUUGUUCAAACUGUAGACGGAAAUAAAAAAAAAAAACGAG